This is a messenger RNA of Zophobas morio, 1554 nucleotides long. Its product is annotated as luciferin 4-monooxygenase-like. The record is from RefSeq and is a predicted model, not a curated record. The transcript is spliced from 5 exons. Gene Ontology annotation, molecular function: long-chain fatty acid-CoA ligase activity. Gene Ontology annotation, biological process: fatty-acyl-CoA biosynthetic process; long-chain fatty acid metabolic process. NCBI's taxonomy places the organism in Eukaryota, Metazoa, Arthropoda, Insecta, Coleoptera, Tenebrionidae. The coding region runs from base 1 to 1554 and encodes 517 amino acids.
AUGGAUAAGUUCGUGGUAAGUGGACCACAAGACACUUCGGGAAUCCCCCAUAAAUCCAUCGGAAAACUACUCAUGGAUGCUUUUAGUACUUUCGACAAAAACGUUAUCGCUGUGGUGAAUGCCACCACUGGGGAUUCCCUCACUUACUCACAGUUGUGCCAAAUGAGUAAAAAUCUAGCAACGAGUCUUCGACUUUUGGGAGUAUCGAAAGGUGAUAUCGUUGGCUUGAUGGCUGAAAACUCUCCGGAGUUCUUGGUUGCGUAUCUAGCAGGUUUAUUUAUCGCAGUCCCCGUACAUCUAAUCAACUCUAAGCACACGUCCUACGAAUUAGAACAUAUUUUGGGUUUAUCUGAACCCAGCGUAUUAAUUUGUACGAAAAAAACCCACCAAAAUGCUAGAAAAGCUGUAAAAGAUUUAAACUACGUUACAGCUGUCCUUUGUUUAGACGUGGAAAAAAUGUUGUCUGCGUGCGUGCAUGAAAGUAACUUUCAAGUCGAAGACAAUUUUGACCCUGAAGAACAAAUUGCAUUGAUUUGCAACUCGUCGGGAACCACCGGUUUGCCAAAAGGGGUCAUGAUUAACCACGAGAUGUUGCGAUUGCACUUAACUCUCGGAAGAAACCCGCAAGUCUUUGCCAUGAAAACUGGAGACAAAUGCCUCCUAAUUCUGCCUUUCUUCCAUAUUUAUGGACUGGGUGUCAUUAACGCUGCUUUGUUUACUGGAACAACCAUAAUACCACUUGACGCUUUCGAGCCGGAUCUUUUUCUGAAAACAGUUCAAAACCACAGAAUAGAACUGCUUCUUCUUGUGCCGACUUUGGUUAACUUUUUCGCUAAAAGUCCGUUAGUCGAAAGGUAUGAUCUCUCGAGUGUUAAACGCGUUAUAUGUGCAGGAAGUUGUCUGCCUGAAGAAGAUGUGGUCCUGUUGAAAAAUAGGUUAAGUUUACAGAAACUGCAAAACGGUUACGGAAUGACUGAAUCAGGUAUAGUUUUAUGUAAUCCAGACAACGCCAACAGCAUUGGUAAAGUUCUCUGCGGUUAUCAAAUGAAAGUCGUUGAUUUGGAAAAAGGACACGCCCUUCCUCCCUUUCAAAAUGGAGAAAUUUGCAUCAAAGGUCACAUCAUGAAAGGGUAUCUCAAAAAUGCUGAAAAAACCAAAGAAAUAAUCGACUCGGAAGGCUUCCUGCAUAGUGGGGACGUUGGAUAUUAUGACGACAAUGGGUGUUUUUAUAUAAGCGGAAGGAUUAAGGAACUCAUUAAAUACAAAUCUUGGCAGGUAGCUCCAGUAGAAUUGGAGCAAAUUUUAAUGAAAUUCAAAGGGAUCAAAGAAGUUGCUGUUGUUGGCAAACCUGAUUCACGGUUCGGGGAAUUACCUGCAGCGGUUGUUGUGAAGGAAGAAGGUUUUGAAAUUACGGAAAAAGACGUCUGUGACUACUUGGCAAAGUUUGUUGGUGACGAAAAACGUUUACAUGGAGGGGUUCGAUUUGUUGAAUCUAUCCCCAAAACUAAUUUGGGAAAAAUUAAGCGUCAAGAAUUGACGAAAACAGCUUUUUAA